AGAAACUCCGAGAAAUGGCUUAACUGAAAGCGAGUUGAUCGAAAAAUUCUACAAGUCUAUGUUCGGAUACGUGAUCAAUCGGGACGGUUCAAAGACGGUUAUCCCGAGGGAAACGGCAUGAUUAGAUGGCCGGACAGCAGUUGGUACGAAGGCGAAUUCCAAAAAGGUCUUCGACACGGCCGGGGAAUGCACGUGUCCGGCGAAGACGGACGCCGCUGGUACGGCGGACAGUGGACGUUCGGCAAGAGGAACGGACUCGGGCAGUCGGAUUGCGGGACGGGUGAGUCAGACGGUGCGUUGAAUUACGAUGGCCACUGGGUGGACGGCCAGCCGCACGGCCACGGCACCGGUAACUGGUCGGAUGGCACGCGGUACACCGGUGGCUGGGUACGUGGUCGGCCGCAUGGACGCGGCAAGGCAGUGUGGCCGGAAGACGACGUGUACGAGGGCGAUUGGGUUGACGGAUUCAUGGACGGUGUUGGCACAUACAAGUGGACUAGUAAUCCUCGUGACCACAAUCGACUGGUCAUACGCUCAUGUGACAAAUAUACCGGUCAAUGGUUAAAGUCGAAGAAACACGGUUCGGGCGAGUUCUACUCGGCAGAAACCGGGACAAAAAUGCGUGGAAACUGGUCGGACGACGUGUUGAACGGUCCGUGCGAGAUCAUCUUGCGCACCGGUCGGCGGCCCAGUUGUUCCGGUCUCGAAUUCCGCCGCGGCGUCCUUUACGAAACGUCGCCACCGCUGCCAGCAUCGCGUCGAACGACGAUCGACCGUGGCCACAGAAUCCCGUCGCGGACGGCGAACCGCGGUGUACGGCUAUCCGUCGAGCCCGUAAAGACGGCAUCGCAAUCGUUGUGCACACCAGUAUUUUCGGGGUCAGCUGGUAACGACGACGUCCAACAGGCCAAGGGCGCCGCGAUACCCAGUCCUCGUCUGGUGCGGGUGAACGUUCCGUUGACGGCCGACAAGGAGACCGCGUGCGACCUGACCGGUCACGUCCGACGGUUGGUAGCCCAGUGCUCGGACGGCACCGUAGACACGUCCUGCAUCGGGGUCGUCGUCGACCCGGAACUGGAACUCCGGGACGCAGAACGCGCGAUCGAAGCUCACGCGGACCAGCUGCAGGCGCUGUACCGAGCUUACGGCGCGUUCUUGGCCGAAAGCACAGUCGUCUACCGACCGCUGCUGACCCGUCUCGGGCUGUGGCAAAUGCUCAUCGACAGCUAUCUACACGCGCGGAUUUCGUUGGCCGACUUCGACGACCUGUUGUGUGAGUACGCGACCGUCGCCGAGUUAUGGUCAGGUUGGCCUUACGCCCCACACAAUCGAAUAUAUGUGGCUUGUACGGAGAAGACGCUCCCCUUCAACCCCCCCUCCGAUAAAAGCCAAAAAAAAAUAAAAAAAUGCCUUUAUCGAUUCCGAUUCCGCGAUAUUAUAUUAGAUGUGUUUUAAAAUUAGUAAUUAUAAUCAUACGGGAAUAAUACACCUAGUACCAAGACACUUGGCAUAAAUGACGAAAAAUAAUCGCAACAAUUGCGAUUUCAAUUGCUGCAUCUAAUGACGUAUCAUCUGCGAUUAUAACGUCGAUCAAGGCCGUAUCUGGGAAAGUCCAGGGUGUCCG
Sipha flava (yellow sugarcane aphid) is the source of this 1624-nucleotide messenger RNA. RefSeq names its product radial spoke head 10 homolog B-like. The record is from RefSeq and is a predicted model, not a curated record. Bases 118 to 1455 code for a protein of 445 amino acids. The transcript is spliced from 4 exons. Lineage: Eukaryota; Metazoa; Arthropoda; Insecta; Hemiptera; Aphididae.